AUGAAGCUAAAGAGCUGCAUGGGAAACGCCUUACUUAAGAUUCUUGAGGGCAUGGCUGGAGCAAUAUUUGAAUACAAGGCGUACCCUUGCAGCGAGAAGAUUAAAAGUGCUGCUGAAGUGUUAGUUCAGAAACAUCCAUGCCUGGAAGAGUCUGGCUCCAAAAGUCGCUGUGAUGGAUGUAGAGACAGCUUGGUGUUCAAAAUGGGCAAUUUCAGACGCAAACUCAGCAAGUCAGGGUGUCCAGAAGUGAAUGUUAACAGUGGCAAGAGAAGUAAAAUUAGCCCAGAUGGCGACUCGCCACAUUCAAAGAUAAAGUGGCCUCGACGAGCAGAAGUAAACUUUCUCCCACAGCUUCCACAAGGUGAAACUGAAGAAAGUCUGGAGAGGUUGAGGGUUGUCCUUGUGGAGGAGUUGGAGGAAACGGACCAAGACAAAAUUGACUUAUCAUUGGUCAACAGCAGCAUGUGUAGGACCUUUGCAUUGAGAUGUAAAGAGAUUGUUACCUUGAGCCCCACCAUAGAGCAUAUCCAAGACAGAUGGCCAGCACUAUUCCUUGAGGAACAGGUGUGUGUGUGUGUGUGUGUGUGUGUGUGUGUGUGUGUGUGUGUGUGUGUGUGUGUGUGUGUGUGUGGUGGGGGGGGACGUAAAUCAGUUUUCAAUUGCCUUUGUACUUUGUUUUAGGUAUGUGCAGAGUACCAUCGCAUCACAAACCAGCAACUCCGGGAUUAUUUUUAUUCCAUGUUGGACCAACACACAGAACGCUUGCUAGCCCUACCCAGAGAGAAGCAGGGAAAGACUGGAAGAAAUGGACAGAAGAUAGCUGCCAUUCUGAAUUUGUACAGCCAGGUGUAUAAAUUAAAUCAGUAAGCAAAAUGUAAAGCAAAUUAAUUGAUUGAAAUGUUACAUUUUAAGAUCAGUGAUACCCUUACACAGAUGUAUAGUUAAUUUUUGUAAUGUUUCUCUGUAGCAACCACGUGAUGUGAACUCCGAUCGAACUGUUGUCCUCAGAUGUCUUCCAGCAAUAAUCCAAGAGGAUGACUCUGGAGUGUUGAUAACAUGCACGGUGAGUUGUGUUUGUGUGUGAGGUUGUUCAAAUAUUCGUUGACCCAAAAUAAAGGAGUGGAGAAACUACCUGUGUGUCUUCAUAAGAGUUUAUUGUGACAUGAUAAUUAUAUUUUCAUGUUCUUUCUCAGGAGGGAACAUCUCAAGACCCUGCAGCCAUCAAGAGACCAGCAGCCAUCAAGAGACCAGCAGCCAUCAUCUCAGUCAUUGAUGACAAUGGAGAUGUAGCUGCUGUGCCAUUCCAUCCAGGAAGAGUCUACGUGGUCCUUGAAGAGAAGGUGGUUAUGAAGGAUUUCCAGUGCUGGCCUGAUGCACUUGUAUGUUUGUACGGGCUAAUGUACUCACUCCAACAUGGAUACCCGAAUUGCAUGAAGAACAUGUUUGGGUUUAUACAAAAAGUGUUGUUAAACUUGGAUGGAGACAGAAUGAAGCCAAAGGUCCUUGCUUUGAAAAACCAACUGUAA
Coregonus sp. 'balchen' is the source of this 1526-nucleotide messenger RNA. The record is from the annotation of a GenBank genome assembly. NCBI's taxonomy places the organism in Eukaryota, Metazoa, Chordata, Actinopteri, Salmoniformes, Salmonidae.